AUGGCCACUGCCUCCACAACGGACGCUCCUCCAGUUGAUCAACCCCCGACCGUUACCUUGCCAGCGUGUUCGCCGGAGCUUGGGAAUGCCUCCGCUACCAACCCCGGAGACACCUUCCCACCCACUGCCCCAGACCCAGACAGUGCAUACGAAGACAUGGCAGUCCGAGGACACGACUUGACCCUGCGCAUGGAUGAUUCGUUACCAGUUGCAGCGGAGAACGAGUGCCUUAUCCAUUUCAGCAGGGGGGCACGGCAUCAGAAAGCUACGGAAUCUGAUGGGAAGCGGAGACUGAUCAUGUCCGUGUACUUGCCAGUACCUGAAUUGAGGGGCCUAGGUGUUAGCCGCGGCCAGAAAGGUGACGAGGACGACUUCCACUUCCUCAUCGGCCCUCAGUCUUUCGUCCUCGUCGUCAGCUUGGCUUGCGGUGAUUCAUUGAUGAAAGUCCAGGGCAUAGGUGACUCGCACGACCUCAACAUCAUCCUCGAUCACGACAUCUUCAACGACCGAGACAAGGACCACAUCGACAUCCUCGUCAGUGACGAAAACAACAUCAACAUCAUCAUCCAUCACGAUCACGACAACAUCAAAGACCGAAACAUCAACAACCACUUCGUCCGCGACCAAAACAACGACGACAACCUCUACAAAGUCAACAACGUCGACCUCCACCACGAGUACAUCGGUAACUUCCACAAGUACUUCCACUACAUCCACCACCAGCACCUCCAGCAGUUCAACGACCUCCUCGAGCACCACGACAUCCAGUACAUCCACUACAUCUACGAGCACAACUGCAACAUCCACAACAACCUCGUCGACGAGUUCGACCUCCACGACGUCCACCUCGACGUCAAUUACAUCCACCACGACGAGCUCCAUCACAUCCACAACUACCACAUCCAGUACGACCACAACGACGACGACCACCUUCCUGGGACGGAGGAGCUAGAACUGCGACUUCUUCGUUUUGACAGCCUGCCUGUAGCCGCAGCCUUGUUCUUGGUGGGCGACAACGUCACCACUUCAAAUGCCUCGUUGGUCCCAGCGGUCGAUCCCCCAGCAGCGAUUGACACCAGCCUCCAGCAGUACACCCACAUCAUGUUCUUCAUUGAGUCGAGCUUCUGUGAGCAAACCACCCCUCAGGUGAUUCCGGUUCUGGAUGCGAAGGCCAGCGUAUCCUCGGUUGCCUUCGUGGACAAGGACGCUGCUGGUACAGCUAUGAGAUACCUCUGUCGCGACCACUGCUUGAGCUUGCUUGAGGACCUGGAUGGCUGGGAAAUCGGCGGCCGCAUCUCAUGGACCCCUCACCUUGUGGUAUACCUCCUGACAGAAUGGUACUACCGGCUGUACUUAGCGGAUGACGACAUCGGAGUGAACCGCGCGUUGCUGAACUACAAG
Molecule: messenger RNA, 1401 nt
Organism: Symbiodinium sp. CCMP2456
Lineage: Eukaryota; Dinophyceae; Suessiales; Symbiodiniaceae
Source: the annotation of a GenBank genome assembly